Aspergillus niger is the source of this 663-nucleotide messenger RNA. RefSeq lists its product as uncharacterized. The transcript has 4 exons. The coding region runs from base 1 to 663 and encodes 220 amino acids. Gene Ontology annotation, cellular component: nucleus; cytoplasm. Lineage: Eukaryota; Fungi; Ascomycota; Eurotiomycetes; Eurotiales; Aspergillaceae. Gene Ontology annotation, molecular function: protein-folding chaperone binding; protein folding chaperone. The record is from RefSeq and is a predicted model, not a curated record.
AUGCCUAAACAACGCGAUUAUUACAAGAUACUGGGAGUGUCUCCCAAAGCAACACAACAAGAAAUUCGCAAUGCAUACAAAAGGGAAUCCCUGAAGUCUCAUCCAGACAGAGUUCCUGUCGAUUCACCAGAGAGGGCGGCUCGGACACGCAAGUUCCAGGAGAUUAGCGAUGCUUAUUACACGUUGUCAGAUGUAUCACGCCGACGGGAGUAUGAUGCGAUGAGGAUGGCAGGCGGUGUCGAGGAGGAAGAGGAGGAAGUACCCCGUGGAGGUGCAGGAGGAUUCCCCUGGUCUGCUUUUGGCUUUGGCACGGCCGAUAGUGAGCAACGCGCAUCCGAGCAAUUCGGGUCGGUGUUUGAAGAAAUGCUGCGUGAAGAGGGCCUAGCCAGCGAAGGCACAGAUGCUGACGGUCAGACUCGUUCACACCCGACGUCUCGGUUCUGGUCCGUUAUAGGUGGGAUUAGUGGUGGUGCUCUCGGUUUUAUCGUAGCCAAUGCUCCAGGAGCAUUGGCUGGCGCAGUUGCUGGCAAUCGUCUUGGUGCAGUGCGAGAUGCCAAAGGAAAGAGUGUUUACGAUGUUUUCCUCCAGCUUCCUCAGACCGAUCGUGCACGGCUUUUGAGUGAAUUAGCAGCCAAGGUUUUUCAGACGACUAUGGGCCGCUGA